CCUGAUCCGAACGUGGUAAGAGAUUAAGAAGUCUAUGUUCGAAGCAGUCGGUGGUCGCCGCACAAGAUUCGCGAGAUCCGGUUCGUUCCAAUGAAUAAAUCCAGUAAUUUACAACUGCAAAUAAAAACCCGAUCGAGUCGUGCUCGAGUCUUAAGCCGCUUGUCGCAGAAGUACUAACUGCAUGGAAAAAUCGACAUGAUGCAGUACGGUUAGUUCGUCCGCAUGAACGUUGAUAGAUGUGCAGGGCGAGGUGAAGCCGCAGGUUCUUAGCCGCGUGAUGUUGUCGCGAAUGGGCGCAGAGACUGAGCAUUAUUGAAGAAGCCCACUUGUUGUAGUUCCACCCCGUGCAUAUUAGUUCAUCCUCCUUGUGCCGACGUUUUGUCUUUUCGCUCUUCUGGAUGAACUAGUGAAACUGAAACGGCAGCGGUGCGGGAGAGCACACAAGAAAAAUCCGAUUGUUCUCAACAACAUCUUUCUGCUUUCGUCAACGCGCAGAAGUGAAGAUAGCGGACUCGUCGCGCCGAGGUGAAGAAUAAACCUGCAACAGAACAACCGAAUCGAUAGGCCCAGAGGAAGCAGCACCGGCGAACAAAUGCAGCAGAUCGACUGUCUCUUGGCCGUGCUUGUGGCGUUGCUGGGGGUGCAGGUGUACCAGAUCUCGUACAUACAACGGCUGAAAGAAGAGUGCCGGUGCGAUUACGACGACGACGACGUGUACGACGAAGGCUUAGGCGGGGGCGGCUCUAGAAGUGGUGCCCCGUACGGCAUCAGUGGCAGCGCCGGUGGCAGGGGUAAAAAUACUGCCGGGGCGGGUUCAACAUCGCGAAGCCGACAGUUGCAGGCGCCCGAGGACGAGGCGUUACUGCAGGAAUUAGAACAACUGACAAAAGACCAGCCGGUCUCGCCGCCGCCAACAAGCACGGUAACGCAAGCCACCACAGUGAACGUCAAUCUGCUGGCGGAGCAGCCACCACCGCCGCAGCCUCCCUUAAGUUCUUCCGUCUCCAAUACCAGUCCUGGCGGGGGCAUAAUAGGCAGCAGUUCUACAGCGAACGGCGGCGGUGCUGGUGGACAGCUCACACUGAAACAGUAUUUGCAACGAAACUUGCCGCACGGACUGGGCAUUUUUCUCGGCGUGGGGACCAGCACCUUGCCCAUGGAAUUACUCAGGGAUUGGAGCACGUCACCCGGUACUACGACUGGUUUUUUUAGAAGAUUUUGGUGCGGCAAGUUCUCAACUUCAAUAUAGCUUUGUGCGAAGGAGAAAUUUUUAGCUCGCGAGGAGUGUUGUAUUACAACCAGAUGUAAGUACUUAUCUAUCCCCUGCUGUACUACCGUUGUGAUGGAGUAAAGAAAUGCACCAUUCGAAAAAUAAAUAAUCUCUAGGGCUCUACCUCGUGGAUCCCUACAUUCAUAUCUGGGCGGGGUACGACGAUCCGGCCAACCUGUCGGAUAAGGACCACCAGCGAAUCUUUGAGAGGCACCAAAUCGACCUGAAGCCCUACGAGAACCGGUUCUCUUUCGUGCGGGACUUCAGCCACAGUUUUGUGGUCACCUACAAGGGGACGCCCGGCUCACCACCAACGAGUUUACUGUAUAUUUCUUUUCCAUUCUACGUUGAAACCCUGCGCCUUGUUGACCAUACGAUACUGAUACCGUUUUUCUUGUACGUUGGACGUCGCAUUCUUAUGCAGAGCUGCAUUGGAACAAGAUGAAAAAAUAAAAAAACUUUCUCUCGUCUCCACUUGCGUUAUUUGAUAAUUGACAAAUAACGUAGGUACAUAGACAAUACGCAGACGGCCAGCGCGAUCGUACGAGAUCUCAAUGACUGGUGGGAUUUGGUAGCGCCGGGCGGGAUUGCCGCCGGUCCGCAAUACAACCAAAAGCCAGAAGUGGCCAAGGGCGUACAGGAGUUCGCGGCGAAGCUCAGCAUACCCGUACAGUUGUUUGCAGACCAGCAAACGUGGUACCUGGUGAAGUGAGAAAAUGCAAAACUAUUGAUUUCUCCGUUGCACCUCGUCUAAGAAAUACUGGGAGAAUUUUUGUCUGGCGAUUGCAUUCUUGCUCUGUGGGACCUACAAUUUCUGUUGCAGAUGCAGCACAGGAUAAGGAAUAGACACUUCCCAGAUCGUUCCGAGAGAUGACAGUUGCGAUCAACACGAAACAGCAGGAAGACCAC
Messenger RNA from Amoebophrya sp. A120, 2179 nucleotides. The record is from the annotation of a GenBank genome assembly. NCBI's taxonomy places the organism in Eukaryota, Dinophyceae, Syndiniales, Amoebophryaceae.